ACCACAAUUUUAGCUUGAGUUUGGUGUUUGGAUUUAACCUUCAGUAAGUAUACUGAAAGGCUAAAUCUAUUUCAGACUCAGGAAAGAUUUUGGAGAGGAAGAAGGGGUAGACUGCUUUGAUUCAGUAUGCCGGCCUUUCCAAUUCUCCUCAGCAUCACAUUGCUGUCAAUCUCAUCCUUUCUUCUUCCCACCUCUGGCCUAAACCAUGAAGGCCUUGCCCUCCUCUCAUGGCUUUCAACCUUUAACUCCUCUCCUUCCUCCUCUUUGUUCUCUUCAUGGAAUCAAAUCCACCAAAACCCAUGCAGAUGGGCUUUCAUCACAUGCUCCAAAAAUGGUUUAGUUUCAGAAAUCAGUAUCAAAUCCAUCAACCUUUCCACCACAUUCCCCACUCAACUCCUGUCAUUCAAUUCCCUCGCCACAAUAGUCCUACAUGAUACAAACAUCACUGGAGAAAUUCCAGCAGAGAUCUCCAACUUGACUUCUUUGGUCACUCUAGACCUCAGUUACAACAAUCUAAAUGGAAACAUGCCACCUGAGAUUGGAAAGCUUUGGAAAUUGGGCUCCCUCUACUUGAACUCGAACUCAUUAAAAGGCCCAAUCCCACCAGAGAUCAGUAAUUGCUCGCAGCUCAGAUCAUUAGAGCUGGUCGACAACGCGCUGACCGGGACGAUUCCAGCAGAGCUUGGCAAGCUUUCACUUCUAGAAACUUUUCGGGCAGGAGGAAAUGCAGGACUCUUUGGAGAAAUUCCAGUCAACAUUUCUCAGUGCCAAGGACUAGUCUUCCUAGGUCUGGCAGGCACUGCAGUCUCUGGCCACAUUCCAUCCAGCUUGGGAGAACUGAAGAGUCUAAGGACUCUUUCUAUAUACACAGCUAAUCUCUCUGGAACCAUUCCGCCGCAAAUUGCGAAUUGCUCAGCUCUUGAGAAUGUUUUUCUUUACCAGAAUCAGCUUACAGGUGAGAUCCCGGCUGACUUAGGCCUUCUGAGAAAUCUAAAGAGUUUGUUGCUUUGGGAGAACAGCUUCAAUGGUAAUAUUCCAGGAUCACUUGGUAAUUGUAGUGGUUUGACAAUUAUGGACUUCUCCUUGAAUUCUCUGACUGGUGAAAUCCCAGCAUCCUUUUCAAAUUUGCUAUCACUAGAGGUGUUCCUACUGUCUUACAACAAUAUCUCUGGCAAGAUUCCACCUUUCAUUGGAAAUCUUUCAAGUCUGAAUCAGCUAGAGUUGGAUAACAAUAGGUUCUCAGGCGAAAUCCCGGCUAGUAUUGGGCAGCUCAAGGAGCUGAGUCAGUUCUUUGCAUGGCAGAAUCAGCUACGUGGGAACAUACCUUUUGAGAUAGGCUAUUGCAAAAAUCUCCAAUCCCUUGACCUUUCAUACAACUUCCUCUCUGGUUCGCUACCAAAUUCUCUAUUCAGUAUCAAAAGCUUGAGCAAGCUCAUGCUGAUCUCUAAUGGGCUUUCUGGUGAUCUCCCAUCACAUAUUGGCAACUGCAGCAGCUUGACCCGGUUGCGGCUUGGAUUCAAUCGGUUUUCAGGCAGAAUUCCACCAGAAAUCGGGCUCCUCCGCAGUCUGACCUUCCUCGAGUUGUCUGAAAACCAGCUCUCUGGUGAAAUACCACCCGAACUUGGCAACUGCGUCCAACUUGAAAUGGUUGAUUUGCAUGAGAACAGGCUCCAAGGCAUGAUUCCUAGUUCCUUUGAAUCUCUUCAGCAUCUCAAUGUACUAGACCUUUCAAGGAAUAGAAUCUCAGGAGCAGUUCCUGAGUUGUUAAGUAAGCUCAAGUCUCUAAAUAAGCUUGCAUUAAAUGGGAACUACAUCACCGGUUCGAUACCCAAGUCCUUGGGUCUUUGCAAGGAUUUGCAGUCAUUGGAUAUGAGCAGCAACAGACUCUCAGGUCCAAUCCCUGAUGAGAUUGGUCAGCUGCAGGGACUUGAUAUAGUGUUGAAUUUGAGUUGGAACUCUCUCUCAGGCCCUCUUCCUCAAGGAGUUUCAAAUCUUUCAAAGCUCGCCAGCCUCGAUCUUUCACAUAACAUGCUGACAGGAUCAUUAACCAUAUUGGGUGAGCUUGGAAAUUUGGUUUUUCUUGAUGUUUCAUACAAUAAUUUUUCAGGUUAUCUCCCUGACACUCUGUUCUUCCGACAACUUCCAAUGAUAUUUCUUUCUGGUAAUCCGCAGUUAUGUACUGUUCAUAAUGAGUGUUUUCUUAGAUUCCAAAGGAGUCAUUCUUCAAGAAGGAUCAUCCUUCUUCUUAUUUUUGGUCUUGCUUUGACCGUUGUUGUAAUGACAUUGGGAACAUUGGUGACUCUAAGGGCUCAGAAGGCGGCGGCAAAUAAUUUGAAGGAAGAUGAGGAAAUACAAGAAUGGGAUUUUACACCCUUUCAGAAGCUGGAUUUCUCUAUAGAUGAAGUUGUAAAGGGGUUAUUGGAUUCUAACAUCAUUGGAAACGGUUCUUCUGGCGUGGUCUAUAGGGUUGAGACCAGAACUGGGCUUAUGGUUGCUGUGAAGAAACUAUCGCCAGAAAAGAAUCGAGAGUUCCCUGGAAGGGAUCUUUUCACUGCAGAAUUGAAGACUCUUGGGUCCAUCAGACAUAAGAACAUAGUAAGGCUUUUGGGCUGCUGCUGCAAGAGAAAUAGAAGUUCUCAGUUGCUCAUAUUUGACUAUAUCAGCAAUGGAAGUUUGGAUAAGUUGCUUCAUAGAAGCAGUAAGUUCUUUCUAGAGUGGGAUUCGAGGUACAAGAUUGCACUAGGUGCAGCUGAGGGCUUGGCCUAUCUCCACCAUGACUGCAAUCCUCCAAUCAUCCAUCGGGAUAUCAAGGCCAACAACAUAUUAAUUGGUCCACAGUUUGAAGCCUAUCUUGCAGAUUUUGGACUUGCAAAGCUCAUGGAUAAUUCAGGUUACAGAAGACCUUGUAGCAUUGUCAUUGGUUCUUGUGGUUACAUUGCUCCUGAAUACAGUUACAGUCUAAAGAUCACAGAGAAGAGUGAUGUUUAUAGCUAUGGUGUUGUUCUCUUGGAGAUCUUAACUGGGAUGCAACCAACUGAUGAUAGAAUUCCGGGAGGAAUCCACAUCAUCGAAUGGGUCCGGAGGGAGUUGAGAAGACCUACUGCUAAGGCUGCAGACUUACUCGAUGAGGUGUUAAGGAAUCAAACAGAUUUGAUUGUACAGGAAAUGGUUCAAGUGCUUGGUGUGGCUCUCCUUUGUGUGAAUGCAGUGCCAAAGGAGCGUCCCACCAUGAGAGAUGUGGUGGCUUUGCUCAAGGAAAUUAGGCUUGAGUAUCAAAAUCUCAUAGAUGCUGAUGGAGCAUAUAAGGGAUUUGAAGACAGUGCCCAAGCAACAGCCUGCAGUAGCUUUUCUAGAUCCUCAGAACCUUUGAUAAACUCCUAUCGAUGCUAGUCAUUAACAAUUUUGGCUUCUUAAAUCCAUGCAAAGUUAAACUUACAGGGUGGUUACAAACCUCUUUUUUCAAUAAAAGAAAAGAAGCCAUGUAUGUUUUAUUCAUCAUAGUUCCCCUUACUUUGUUGUAUAUGUUUUCUGCAUCAUGAGAGCCCUUAUAGAUGUUUUGUGUUUGACUUCUUUUGUAAAGCCAAGAGUGCAUGAGAACCCAUGUGGCAUUUCUGUGUUUUGCUGAUUUUGCUUCAAAAUUUUAGCAAUUCUC
Messenger RNA from Elaeis guineensis (African oil palm), 3652 nucleotides. RefSeq lists its product as uncharacterized. The record is from RefSeq and is a predicted model, not a curated record. NCBI's taxonomy places the organism in Eukaryota, Viridiplantae, Streptophyta, Magnoliopsida, Arecales, Arecaceae. Gene Ontology annotation, molecular function: protein kinase activity; ATP binding; protein binding. Gene Ontology annotation, biological process: protein phosphorylation.